AUGCAAACUAUCGAGAAAGCUUUGCAUCAACCUAUGCCAUUCACUACCGGCGGUCAAACCAUUUCUGACCGGUUAACUGCUGCCAAGCACUCCCUAGCGGGUAGUCAGUUGGGAAAGACAAUAUGCAAAGCGACUACUGAGGAGUUGAUGGCCCCCAAGAAAAAACAUCUCGACUAUUUGCUGCAUUGCACAAACGAGCCAAAUGUGUCUAUUCCAUCGAUGGCAAAUUUAUUAAUCGAAAGAACCCAACAUCCUAAUUGGACUGUUGUAUAUAAGGCUCUUAUCACCAUUCAUAACAUUAUGUGUUAUGGUAAUGAGAGGUUCUCGCAGUAUUUGGCGUCCUGCAACACCACUUUCAAUCUGGGGAACUUCCUGGAUAAGAAUAGUACUUCAGGAUAUGAUAUGUCUCAGCAUGUGCGACGAUAUGGGAAGUAUAUUGGGGAAAAAAUAGCGACAUAUCGAGUCUGCGCAUUUGAUUUCUGCAAAGUCAAGCGAGGAAGAGAGGAUGGUCUCCUGCGCACUAUGCACACUGACAAGCUUUUAAAGACGUUGCCAAUUCUACAAAACCAAAUUGAUGCACUUCUGGAAUUCCAAGUGUCAGCCAGUGAAUUAAACAAUGGUGUCAUCAACUGUUCCUUCAUUCUUCUAUUCCGUGAUCUCAUUCGUCUUUUUGCGUGCUACAAUGACGGAAUCAUUAAUUUGUUGGAGAAAUAUUUUGAUAUGAACAAGAAGCAGUGUCGUGAUGCUUUAGACACGUACAAAGGAUUCUUGACCCGCUUGGAUAAAGUUUCGGAGUUCUUGCGCGUUGCUGAAUCUGUUGGUAUUGACAGAGGCGAGAUUCCAGACUUGACCAGAGCUCCAGCAAGUUUACUAGAGGCACUAGAGGCCCACCUCACCCAUCUGGAAGGCGGUCGAGCUCCAUCUUCAGGUCUUUCGGGGCAAUACCCAUCCGCUCAGUCCCAAGUUGCCAACUUUUCAAUGGCUGGUGGCUUCCAAACGCAGGCACAUGUGGGCGAUGCCGAGAGAACGAGGUAUAUAGAACUGGAAAAAGAAAGGUUGCGACAAUUUGAGGAGCAGAAACGUCAACAGGGUGUUGGUGGGCCUUCAGCGGGCGUAUCUUCAAGUUUCAAUCCAUUUGCUGCAGAGGCAAUGUCUGCUCAAGCACCGAAGAAAACUAGUGACGAUCUACUAGAUUUAUUCAAUGCCCCUGCUCAGCCCCAACAAUCGCAGAUGGACCCAACAAAUCCGUUUGCGCAGUUCACUGCCCCAGCCAAUGCACAAACUUCAGUUUACCCUUCAGUUGGAGGAGUGCAACUGUGA
Messenger RNA from Cooperia oncophora, 1320 nucleotides. The record is from the annotation of a GenBank genome assembly. NCBI's taxonomy places the organism in Eukaryota, Metazoa, Nematoda, Chromadorea, Rhabditida, Trichostrongylidae.